This is a messenger RNA of Cercospora beticola, 1962 nucleotides long. RefSeq names its product DUF2786 domain-containing protein. NCBI's taxonomy places the organism in Eukaryota, Fungi, Ascomycota, Dothideomycetes, Mycosphaerellales, Mycosphaerellaceae. The record is from RefSeq and is a predicted model, not a curated record.
AUGGCGGCAGACACAGAAGCUGCAUUCAAGCAGGCUGUGAUCAAGGCCGCCGUCAAGACUGUUCUCGAAAACAUCAAGGGUGGCGACAUUCAACUCACCGAAUCUGAACUCCUGCGCGCGACUGAGGAUAAUCUCAAUGCUGCCCGAGAAACCCCGCCGCAGUUCAUCCCCGCAUAUACUUCGAGUAUGCGCAAGAAGAAGCCAUGCAUACCCAGAGCACGUAAACAGAGUAAUGUGAAGUACUACCCUGCGGCAACGGCGGCCGCUCCUGGUGCUACUAACAAACCGAUGGUGCCGAAGACCAAGAAGGCGAGUGCGAAGGAGGCGAAGCCCAAGAAGGCGGGGCUAGCUGCUGAUCGUGCUGAGAAUGGAAAGCUGGCCGUCGAGAAUGAAAUGAAUACCUGGCUUGAAGAAGAUGAUUCAGGUCUCGACUCGGACGCGUCAUACUCUGACACAAUGGGCGCAGAUGCCGAGGAAGAAGACGGUUCGGAUCUUGACUGGAGUGGAUCGCACAUCACAACAGACGACGCAGAUAUCAAGCUCGAAGAAGAAGAUUUGGACCUGGACCUGGAUGCCUCUAACCUCGCCACAACGGACACAGAUUCGAAGGUAGCUGAGGGACGUCGUACAAGGCGCACUCGAGGCGACUCCGAGCUACGUGCCCCAGCACUGUAUAAGGCCGAAGUUACACGGACCGCCGACAACGACGUGAUAUUUAUGGCGUCUACGGAAGACACUGCUGGAAGCACUCAACAACUCAUCCAGAAAUGCUUCAGACUGGGUCUCCACAUCAAUACGCCUGAUACUGAGGCACGAUCGACGCUGCUCACCGCAUCCCGUCUGAUGAAGAAAUACAACGUGGCUCAGGCAGAAGUCCUGGCUCAUACAAACCCAAAGGAACAGCUGCAGCUUGGUGGCCAGAGCGUUGUCUCCAUCCGACGUGACGACGGCGACCUCACGAUCGACGUGAUGCGAUACGAAUACAUCGACCAGUUGCAAAUUGCCAUUAACAAGUUGUUCGACCUCAGAUCUUUCAUCAACAGUGAACCACGUACAAAGGGGAUUGAUAUUACGUUUUGCGGGAUAGCAAGCAACACUAUUGCUGCUGCAACGGCCUUUGAAAUGUCACACAACCUCAUAGUCGAAUGGGCUCGGAGGUGGAACAACACUAACGAACGUGUCGGCUACUGCAAUCGUAUUUGUAGCACCAUUCGUGAAGCGGCCCAGCAAGAGAGGUUGGAUGAGAUGGAGCGCGCCGAGAAAGCUGAGACCAUGGCGUUGGCGUUCAAAGGCAAUCAGGAAAAGGCAAAGCGGUACGGAGCGCCCGAUCACUUGAAUGGUCCUGUGCUUGCCGGGCUUCUUAAUCCAACGAUUGACGACAUGGCCCAAAACGAAACAGAUGAGACAUAUCUGGCACGCAUUUCGGUUUCUUCGGCAUCCUGGGCUCGAGACCAUGCGGUGCGCAAAGGCACCGAGAACAAAUCGAAGAACGUUGCAACGUACUCUCUCCUAUCUAGCAAAGCGGACAACGGCGAUCACAAUAUGAAUGAAGUUGACCGGCGGCCGACCGGCACGAACUCCGACCGCAACUCCUCUCUUGGCAAGGGACACAAGAAGCAGGCUGCAACUAGAUUGCAACAUCGCCACUCUUUCCAUGACGAAGACGACGAGGAAAUCGUUUUGAAACAAGAAGCCGAUGGAAUUGAGAAUGGUAGAGGCCAUGGCACAGAUGCCAGCUUCAUCAGUCCAUCUCAACUGAUCUCGUGGCGUGAGAUGGCGGUCAAGAUCGCAGUCAACGAGUUGCGAAAGACGACCGUGAAGCCUUACGCAGACCAACCGCGCAAGCGUAAGAGAGCCAGCCAAGGAACUCGAGAUGGUAGCAAGACCGACAGCAAGAAGGCUCAUACUCGGGUGAAGACACCGAAGCCCACAAAAGUCAAAUGUCGAUACAACGGAAAAUGA